Hyaloscypha bicolor E is the source of this 656-nucleotide messenger RNA. RefSeq lists its product as uncharacterized. The transcript has a single exon. The record is from RefSeq and is a predicted model, not a curated record. The coding region runs from base 166 to 432 and encodes 88 amino acids. NCBI's taxonomy places the organism in Eukaryota, Fungi, Ascomycota, Leotiomycetes, Helotiales, Hyaloscyphaceae.
UUGCACCCGGCUUCUACAAGUUCAUCAAGAUGCUCGAAUACGAGACCGCGAAUCCAAAUCAAGAUGCUUCCAGACCCAUAAGGCGACCAUUUCAACCCCGACGACCACGCAAGCAACCCUCGCACCUCCUUCGCGCCGGAAGACUAUACCGACGCUGCUGCCAACAUGGAAAAUGGAAGACUUCACGGGACGCCAAGGGAAUACGGUGCAGGAAGAAGACCAUACGGUGAGAGCCCGGCGCCACCGCAACCGAAUGAUCAAUUUGCCGGCUUGGCUGAGGGACGCAUGCAUGCUGAUGAGAUUGUAAACCUUACUUACAGUCUUGGAGGCGGUUCGGAUCGCGCCUUAGCGUCGCCGGUUGGGAACCAGGUGCACAAAUCUGCCAUGAAGCCGGGAUCGUUCAAUAUCAGUACAAAUGGGAAUGGGAAUUGACAUCGAGGGGAGAGGUCAGUGAGGAAUAAUACUUACGCAAAUCGGUAGUUGAACCAGGGGUUACCUGAUGAUGAGGAUUUUUAUGAGAAGCAUGGUGUUUGAUGUGGAGGGUUGAUUCGUGAAUGGAGAGUGUUUGGAAAUAUGAUGUUAUGAUGAGCAUAUACGAAAGCGUUGGAGUUGGUUUGUAUAUAGCAAUGUAUAAUACAAUACUAUUUAUAAAGACG